Molecule: messenger RNA, 2305 nt
Organism: Calliphora vicina (urban bluebottle blowfly)
Lineage: Eukaryota; Metazoa; Arthropoda; Insecta; Diptera; Calliphoridae
Gene: bumpel
Product: brother of rumpel
Exons: 9
Coding region: 297-2063 (588 amino acids)
Biological process (GO): transmembrane transport; sodium ion transport
Cellular component (GO): membrane
Molecular function (GO): symporter activity
Source: RefSeq, a predicted model, not a curated record
UUGAGUUUGAUCAACUUAAGUUUAGUUGGUGUAGAUAUUUUACAACGUCCAGUAGCCAAUACGGACAAGUAGUUUAAAAAAUAAUAAAAAAAUAUAAAACAAAUACCUACUACAUACUACAUAUAUUUGAAUAAAAAUAAUCCUGUGUGAAAUUAUUGAAAACUCCAUCCAAAAAAAAGUGUUGAGUGUCCCUACAACGGGAAACCUUGAAUUUUUCGCUUACAGCCGUCUUUCAAGGCGGAACAGUUCAGUGGAAUAUCUUAAAAAUACUACGAGUAGUAUAAUUGUAUGCCAAGAUGACGGAUAUAGAUAACAUUAUUGCCGAGUUACAACGCUUCAGAUGGCCCGAUUAUGUUGUGUUUGUCGCCAUGUUUGUGCUGUGCAUAUUCAUUGGCAUUUAUUUUGGCUUCAUGAAGAAAUCUACUGCGGAAUCGGAGUAUCUGAUGGGUGGUCGUAAUAUGUUGGUUGUGCCCAUAGCAUUGUCAUUGGUCGCCAGUUUUAUAUCGGGUAUCACACUGCUGGGGCUGCCGACAGAAGUGUAUUCGUAUGGCAUACAGUACAAUUAUGUAGGACUUGGAGUUGUUUCCAUGGGCUUUGUAAUGGGUAUAUUCUAUUUGCCUGUUUUCCAUAAGCUAAGCAUUACAUCGACAUAUGAGUACCUUGAAAGCCGUUUUGAUAUCAGAUUACGUAUGUUUGGAUCAGUUAUGUUCACCAUCAUGAAUAUUGGUUACUUGCCGAUUGUAAUUUAUGUGCCAGCCUUGGCCUUCAACCAGGUCACUGGAGUGGCUGUACACACCAUCACACCCAUUGUCUGUUUAAUUUGUGUCUUCUACACCGGUUUGGGUGGACUUAAGGCUGUCGUUUGGACUGAUGUCGUACAGACCAUAUCUAUGGUGGGUGCUUUGAUAUUGGUGGCCAUUAAGGGCAGCAUGGAUAUUGGAGGUGCCUCUAAAGUUAUACAAGAAGCCUGGGAUUCUGGUAGAAUCGAAAUGCCAGAUUUAAAUAUGGAUCCAACUGUACGUCAUACUCUGUGGUCUCAAUUAAUUGGUGGAGUUUUCUAUUGGACCCAAUCGAAUGCUGUUUCUCAAAACAUGAUACAAAGAUAUUUGGCUUUGCCAACUUUAAGUGCCGCACGCAAGGCCUUGGCCAUCUUUUGUUUGGGAGUUUUAGUAUUAAUGGCCCUUUGCAGUUUCAAUGGUUUACUGAUCUAUGCCACCUAUAAGGAUUGUGAUCCUUUAACCACUAAGUUGGCCAAAGCCCGCGAUCAGCUGUUGCCUUUGUUUGUUAUGAGAACUUUGGGCGAUUUACCCGGCUUAACCGGUCUCUUUAUAGCGGGUGUCUUCAGUGCCGCCUUAAGUUCAUUAUCCACCUGCUUAAAUUCCAUGUCAGCUGUAGUUUUGGAAGAUUUCAUUAAGCCCUUCAUUGGUAGACCUUUAUCGGAUACGGCCGUUAUCUGGAUUAUGCGUUCAGUUGUUGUGGGUGUGGGAGCUUUGUGUGUCGGUCUAGUUUAUGUUGUCGAACACAUGGGUACAGUCUUGCAAUUGGCCAUGAGCUUGGAGGCCAUUACUAAUGGUCCACUUUUGGGUAUAUUUACUAUCGGUAUCUUUAUGCCCUGGAUCAAUGGCAAUAGUUCUCUAAUUGGUGGUGUUUUGGGUGUGAUUGGCAUGUCUUGGAUUAGCUUAAAAGCCCAGUGGGCUGUGGCCUCCGGUGCCAUUAAAUAUCAAACUAAACCAUUAUCGGUUGAACAUUGUGAUUAUCGCUUUGAAUCUGUAUUAAUGUCAGCUGCCAACGCCACAAUGGCUGAUGAAACCACAGAUGACAUCUUUCCUUUGUACCGCAUUUCUUAUAUGUGGUAUACUUGUUUGGGUGCAGUCAUAACUAUGAUUAUUGCCAUCGUUUGUACUCUUAUCUUUGGUGGCAAUGAUCCACAUACAAUAGAGCAUUGCCUGCUGACACCUUGUAUACGUAAAUAUUUUCGUGGUGGAGACGACUUAAAAUCCAAGAAUAUCGAAAAUGACAUUCCAUUAAAAAGCAAAAUCUUGGCCGAAGAAGUGGCUCUUUAGAGGAAUUUUUUUAACAUGAGCGCCUGGGUCUAGUAAAUAUAAAAUAUAUACAUAUGCAUGUAAAAUAUACAUAUAUAAUAUCUAUGUAUGUAUGUAUAUUUUGUGCGUUUGUAUGUAAGGUCUACAAUUAAAUUUUAAAAUAUAAAGUAAUAAAUAAAUUAAUUAUUGUAAAUACUUUAAUUUAAACUUGUGUAUGUAUUAUGAUCCUGAUAAUAAGAAAAGCAUUCGAUCGACCAAAAUAA